Periconia digitata is the source of this 903-nucleotide messenger RNA. The record is from the annotation of a GenBank genome assembly. Lineage: Eukaryota; Fungi; Ascomycota; Dothideomycetes; Pleosporales; Periconiaceae.
CUUCACCACCUCUUUCCCUUCUUUCCCCGGCAGGCCCCAAAAGCUAAAGUUUCCACCAUGGGUACGCACAAGAAAGAAAAGAACAGAAAGGAGAGGCAGGGCGCCACUGGCGAUGGCAUGGCCAACGUCAAAGUCAAAGGCGAGAAUUUUUACCGCGAUGCCAAGAAAGUCAAGGUGAUCAAGCGUCUCACUGGCGGAACCGCACAGCGCAAUGCUGCUGGAGACAUCACCAAGGCCGCCAUCUAUCAGAGCCGUGAAGCACCAGUAGCCCGCGUCGAGCCCAACAGGAAGUGGUUUAACAACACCCGUGUCAUCUCUCAAGACGCACUCGAUUCUUUUCGUUCCGCUGUGGAUGCGCAAGCAUCUGAUCCCACCACGUUUCUUAUGAAGCGCAACAAGCUACCCAUGAGUUUGAUUGAAAAGAAAGGCAACGUCAAUGGUCUGAAGGAACAUCAAGCAAAGAUCACCGUGGGCAGUGAGCCAUUUGGUGACACGUUUGGUCCCAAGGCCCAGCGGAAACGCCCUAAGCUUGACUUUGAUUCGAUUGAGAGUCUGGCUGGCCGUACCGACGAUAUGCAUGACUUCUACCUAGACAGACUAGAGCAAGCAAAGCUUUUGUCUGGGAACUCGGCUGAAGAUAAUGGGGAUGGAAUCAUCACAACCGCUAGGGAGGCAAUCUUCCAUAAAGGGACCUCAAAACGCAUUUGGAACGAGUUAUACAAGGUCAUCGACUCCUCGGACGUCCUUCUCCAUGUUCUUGAUGCACGAGACCCUGUCGGCACAAGAUGCCGGUCUGUCGAGAAAUACAUCCGCGAGGAAGCCCCCCAUAAGCAUCUUGUUUUUGUUCUCAACAAGAUUGAUCUUGUGCCCAGUAAAGUUGGAUCUUUCCCUUCCCAUGGAUAG